Molecule: messenger RNA, 471 nt
Organism: Gongylonema pulchrum
Lineage: Eukaryota; Metazoa; Nematoda; Chromadorea; Rhabditida; Gongylonematidae
Source: the annotation of a GenBank genome assembly
AUGAAUAACGUCUUGUUUGGAGACGAACAAAUGGGCGGAUAUUAUGAGACGGUAGCAGGUGGAGCCGGGGCUGGAAACGGUUUCUGUGGACGAUCUGCGGUUCACACUCAUAUGACAAACACAAAAAUAACCGAUCCAGAGAUUCUAGAAUUGAGGUAUCCGGUAAUACUGCGCGAGUUUGGCGUACGACACAAUUCCGGCGGCGUGGGAAAAUAUCGUGGGGGUGACGGAUGCAUCAGAAAAAUACAGUUUCGUCGGCCGUUGAAGCUUUCAGUGUUAACAGAACGACGAACUGUUGCUCCUUAUGGCUUGGCCGGUGGAGGCGAUGGCGCUAGAGGAUUGAAUCUGUUAAAACGAAACGGCGGCCGAGUGGUGAAUUUGGGCAGCAAAAACAGUGUUGUGGUCGGCGCUGGGGAUGUGUUCGAACUGCAAACACCAGGAGGUGGUGGAUAUGGCUCACCCGAAGCCUGA